This is a messenger RNA of Melanotaenia boesemani (Boeseman's rainbowfish), 2034 nucleotides long. RefSeq lists its product as uncharacterized. The record is from RefSeq and is a predicted model, not a curated record. Lineage: Eukaryota; Metazoa; Chordata; Actinopteri; Atheriniformes; Melanotaeniidae. Bases 628 to 1050 code for a protein of 140 amino acids. The transcript has 2 exons.
CAGUGGCUACAGAUCAGGGUCUAAAACCUCUGUAAUCGCUGUUUGAUUUAGUUAUUAUCCAUAAUGCAUAACGUUUAGUCGAAAAGCAAGCUCUUCAGUGUUUCACAAAGACUACGUCUCACGGGGGGAUAACACCCUUAGCAGCUGACUGGUGGGCUAUACGGGACCUUUAAUGCAGCUGCAGCUCUUCAUUCAGAUGCUGAGUGGAGCAGCGGAUGACCGGAGGAGAGACGCUUUUCACGGAAAACCAGUCACAGCCUCACUUUAAAAGCAUUUUCCCCUCUUCUUCUUUUUCCUCCCUCAAACCCUACUUUGAUGCAUACCGAAGAAUUUUCUCCGCUACCUGUAAUAUUUAGGUGGGGAACUGUCCUGGACGCAGACUGAGCGGAUUGCGGCAAUCAAAGCAUCCUAAAUGACCGGAGCUCAGCGCCAGCAUCUCAUUGUUUGAAAUGCGUCACCGCGAUCCAGUUUACACAUAUCAGCUAUCCAUUCACGGACUGUUUUCACUGCUGACUGUUUCAUCAGGUAACCACAUGCGCGGGUCGGUGUCACCGCGCUGAGCCCGGAGAGCACGAAGGGUACAGGGUCAGAAAGAGACAAGCGUGGUCGGGGGAAAAGGUGGACCGGAUGACCGCCAGAACCGCUGAGGCCUCGGGGCUGUCGGUGCCGCUGCACCGCUGUCACGGAGGCUUCCCAGCCAGUAACGGCACCUGCACGGAGCAGCUCAGCUUCUUUCCGCCGUUCUCCUCCACCCUCGCGCUCCUCGUGCUGGUGGCUGUGCUCGUGGGGAUCAUCCUCGUCUCCCUGGCAACGUUCCACUUCCACAAGAGGAAGCUUCGGAAAAGGAAGAUCCAGCGCGCACAGGAAGAAUACGAGCGCGACAGUCGCAGCCCCGCACGCGCCGGGGCGAGCGGGGAGCCCGCGAGGCCGUGCGUCAUCGUCCGGCCGGUGAGACGUGAGGAGAAGCUAUCGUGCCAGGACACGGAGAGCGGAGACGUGGAGGCGGAGGACAAACAGGCGCCGCACGAGACGGUUCCUGUAGACUGUUAACUUAGCGCAACUUCAGGGAAUGAGACUGUGGAAUAAACAGGAAAAGCAAUAAGGCACAAAAAACACCAACACCCAUCUCCGCUGCUUGUAGAUGACCUAAAUAGGAAAAAUGCAGAAUGAGCAGAAUAGUAGGCUUAGAGGUAACACUAGUAGAAACCCUUUUAUAGUGACACACAGGUUAGCUGUGCAGCCACACACCUUCCUAUUUAGCCAACCAGUAUCCUUAUGGGACUGUAAAGUAUUUGCCUGCUUUGACUUUUGGACCUUUUCCUCUUCCCCUGCCUUAUUUAAAACUCAAUGAUGUUUAAAGUUUAACUCCUCCUUGGGAUGUGACACAUGGUUGUGUUAAAUUAUUAAGAGCUGGUGAUACAACUCAGAUCUUAAUGGCUCGCUGAACUUCCUUGGCAUGUCCUCUGACACACUACCAGUAUGUAGUUAGACUAUAAUGGAUGUUGUGGUGCUGUUAGGCAGUGCAAAGCUGCAUAUAUGCUAUAGAAACAGCUUAUUUGUUUGCGUAGUACUUUUUUCUUCAAUUAAGUGACUUAGCAUAUUUACAUAAAAUACCGUCCUCCAAUGUCUGUUAGACAUCUGUAGGUAGCUUUAGAUAGCUUGACAGGAUGCAAGACCUUUUGCUGUAGUUUGCUCUAGUACAAACUUUUUUCCUUAAAAGUGUCAGAUAGUUCAAGUUUGUGCGCUUAGACAGUAUUUUAAUUUUUAAGUAUUUAUAAUGUAUUCUCUGAUAUGUAAUAAACUGAGAAUUCUUCCAACAGAGGCUUUCAAUUAAAGCCAGUCUUUUUUGAUCGUUCAUGUCAUAUCAUAGUGGGCCUAAUAAAAACAUUUAUUAUAUGAAUUCCUUGUAAAUGUAUGGCAUUAUGCGAACUGGAAUGUUUUGCAGUGACAUCAUCUUUAUGGAGUUCAUAUAAUCUGCCUUAUUAAAGGAAAACAUGUAAUAUUAAAUCUUUAUAAAUAAAUGCAUAAUACAUA